AUGGCCCAGUCGUCGUUGCAAGGCUGAGGUGUUUGACGGCAAUAAAAACCGAAAAAAAAAAAGUAAACACGACGGCCUCAGAGAGCCUGAGAAAAUCCACGCGGAGUCCGCUAGAAUUUUUUUUUCCCCACCGGUUCUAGAUUGAGAGCCUGAUGAUGAUGCAAGGACCAACUGCUACACACGCAGAAAUAGCUGAAUAAAUUCAGAGUUCAGGUCCAACUGGGCGGCUGCUGCUGCUGCUGCUGCUCGUCUUUGCUGACCUUGCCACCGGCGAUCGGCAGAGAAGCCAAAGAAAGAGGGGAAAGAGAGGAGAGGGGAGGAGGUGGAGGCGAUCCAUGGCUGGCAGGUCGAGGUACGACAACCCCUUCGAGGAGAGCGGCGGCGAUGAGGUCAACCCCUUCUCGGAGAAAACUUCUAAAGGAGGAUCAGCCGGUCAAUCCAGCUAUUCCGGAGGGGCAUUCUAUACAACACAAUCACGCCCUUCUCCUCCGAGCACUCGGCUUUCGCCUCUUCCUCCUGAGCCAGCUGACUUCUACAAUGACUUUGCUACCCCAGUAGAUAUUCCAAUGGACACGAGCAAGGAUAUGAAGACUAGGGAGAAGGACCUUCUUGCAAAGGAAGCUGAACUAAACAGGCGAGAGAAGGAAAUCAAAAGGAGAGAGGAGGCUGCAGCACGAGCUGGUAUUGUGUUGGAAGAGAAAAACUGGCCUCCAUUUUUCCCCAUCAUUCAUAAUGAUAUUGGCAAUGAGAUACCUGUCCACUUGCAAAGAACCCAAUAUGUCGCAUUUGCGUCACUCUUAGGAUUGGUCCUGUGCUUGUUUUGGAACAUCGUCUGUGUUACGGCUGCUUGGAUUAAAGGGGAAGGUCCUAAGAUAUGGUUUCUUGCCGUCAUCUACUUCAUUCUUGGGUGCCCAGGUGCCUACUAUCUGUGGUACCGACCUCUUUAUCGUGCUAUGAGGAAUGAGAGUGCUCUGAAAUUUGGGUGGUUUUUCCUGUUCUACUUGGUCCACAUCGCUUUCUGUGUGUAUGCAGCUGUUUCUCCAUCAAUUCUAUUUGUAGGGAAAUCAUUGACAGGAAUUUUUCCAGCAAUCAGCUUAAUAGGCAAGACUGUUAUCGUUGGGGUGUUCUACUUUCUUGGCUUCGCAAUGUUCUGCCUGGAGUCAUUGCUGAGCAUGUGGGUCAUUCAGCGUGUGUACCUCUACUUCCGGGGCAGCGGGAAAGAGGCCGAGAUGAAGCGCGAGGCCGCACGCAGCGCAGCGAGGGCAGCGUUUUGAUGAUGCUGUACAUAUGUGACACGCAUGCACACACACCUUCGUUUGGUUUGGAAAAAAAAGAAGCAGAGUGCUUUGUAAAUUUGGAGACUUUGGAGUAGUAGUAGUAGUGUUGUAAGUUCUUCUUCUUAUGAUACGUAGUAUUAGGAUUUUAUCAUUUUGUGACAUGCUUUGAGAUUUUUUUUUUCAUUGUCCAUUUCUUCUACCAUGCUCGAUCUCACAGUUUCAUGCUUUGCAAUUUAGGGAUACCAGUAUUAUUAUUGAGAAAAUCUAAAAAAUGCCAUUGACAAACGUCUAAGGCUGAAAAAUGCCAUUAACGAACGUGAGUUCUAAGAAAUAUCAUUGUAUAAACGAAUUUGUUUGAGAAAUAUCAUUGCCGUUAGGUUUUCAUCUAUUUUUUGCCGUUAAAUAUAUUGUUCAUAUUAUAGCACUUAACAAAAAAAAGUUAACGGAACUCUAAUGGCGAUGACAUUUCUUAAACAAAUUCAUUUAUAUGAUAGCAGUUUGUAGAACUCACGCUCGUCGAUGAUAUUUCUUCGAACUAAGUGUUUGCCAAUGAUAUUUGUUAGAUUUUCUCUUUAUUAUUAUAUACAUAUGAUUGAGACAAAUAUGUGGGCAUUAGGAGUUGCCAGACCUGUGAAUGUACUAACAUUGUAACAAAGCAUAUUUUUCUGCAUGUUGUUUCUAAACAUGA
Messenger RNA from Oryza brachyantha (malo sina), 1965 nucleotides. Its product is annotated as secretory carrier-associated membrane protein 4. Lineage: Eukaryota; Viridiplantae; Streptophyta; Magnoliopsida; Poales; Poaceae. Gene Ontology annotation, biological process: protein transport. Bases 336 to 1274 code for a protein of 312 amino acids. Gene Ontology annotation, cellular component: trans-Golgi network membrane; recycling endosome membrane. The transcript is spliced from 13 exons. The record is from RefSeq and is a predicted model, not a curated record.